AUGGCACGCAUUACCAGAUCACAAUAUGCUGGAAAAAGCAAAAAGUUCCUGGAUGAAGAUAUAGUCGAUGCAGAGAUAAUCGCUGUAAGCUCCCGCGAGCCAACUCUCGAGCCAGAAACCCUCAAUGACGAAGACCAAGAAGAAUCGGACUCAGACUCAGACUCAGACGCACCUGAGGAAGAAUCGACAUCGGUUGCCAAAGAUCAAAUGAUGGACAAACUCAAAAAGGAUAAACAAAGACAACAGGAAUUACGCCAACAAGAACGUAAGAAACGGAAACAGAGAGACGCCCAACUAAGAGAGCAGCUGGAGGCACGUAGAGAAAGAAUCCGUGAGUUGGCUGCUGCUGAGGAGCUUCCGGAUUUAUUGCCGGAAGAGGUGCUUGCGCCGGAACCUGAGACUCAAGGAAAACACAUACGGCUGGAAGAGCUAGAACGGGAGCACGCAGAGAGUCGCAAGAGGGCUAAGCUAGAUAAGUUGCGUCAAAUCAAGGAACUUCGAAAACAGGCAUUGAAAAAAGGUCCGGUGCAUGUUCAGGUCCAAGCGUUCGGGCUGUCUAAGCGGACGGUGCCUCGUGCCGAGGCUAGUGUACUCGAAACGAAGCACAGCUGGUUGCAACGUGCAUCUUUGGGCAAAAAAUAA
Messenger RNA from Australozyma saopauloensis, 642 nucleotides. It is a transcript of the gene BUD21, whose product is annotated as Bud21p. The coding region runs from base 1 to 642 and encodes 213 amino acids. The record is from RefSeq and is a predicted model, not a curated record. Lineage: Eukaryota; Fungi; Ascomycota; Pichiomycetes; Serinales; Metschnikowiaceae. Gene Ontology annotation, biological process: rRNA processing. The transcript has a single exon. Gene Ontology annotation, molecular function: snoRNA binding.